AUGCCUCCUCCCGCUUACGAGUUCCGGGGGCAGAACCAGGACAAACGCUCGCGUCCCAGCCAUGAAUUUACGUUCCGCUUUCCGCGUCCAUCAACUUCAGAGCGUCCGUUGCUCACCACGAAAAGAGAGACAACGCCGGAGCCCCUUGGUGCCCCAAAAGAUGGCGCAGAAAAGGCACCGUUGAAGUUCGCUCCCAUUUCUGAGCUGACCGACAGUGAUGAAGCUGAGAUGGACGUGUCGUCUGACGAGGACGGCUCCCGUCCGCCGCGAAAGAAGCGCGCUGUGGAAAAGAGCAGAGCGCGCCUCCGGCCCCCAACGUGGUCCAACCCGGAUCCCUAUUACGUGUUGCCUCCUCCUGAUGAGAGCCAGACCAAGAGGCCGGACGUAGUCAAACUCAUUCGCAAAGCCCGAGUGGCUGCUGCUACUACUGCUCCUGCUGUGACGCGGACAGAUGCGGUUGCGUCCAACGAAGAUUUCAUCUCCUUUGAUAUGGAAGAUGAGGAUGAAGAAGAUGAAGAAGAUGAACCAGAACCUCCACCGAAUGCGCCGAAAGGCCCCAAGAAUGCCCGUCCCGAAGAACGAGACGGCGCGUCGGGAAAGCGGAAGCGAACCCAUGAUGACGAGAUCAAGGGAUAUUCUAAGAAGGCUAACCCUUUCGCUGGUAAGUUUCGUAGUGACGGGGGAAUCCUCGAUCAGUGGAAGCCACGUUCGUCCGAAAAUGGAACGCCAUGGCUAGAGUUGAUGGAACCGACAUUGCAUCUCGGCACAAGGCUGCACAAUGAAAUUCUUGCUUUUUACAAUUGGGUGAAACCCCAGCCGUAUGAAGACAUUAUCCGGAGGGACCUAGUAGCGAGACUCCAGUCGGCGUUUCAGAGUAGAUACUACGGUGCAGAGGUGCACGCGUUCGGCUCUUUUGCUUCUGGACUGUAUCUUCCAAUCGCCGACAUGGAUCUUGUUUUGCUGUCCACCACAUAUAUGCGCACUGGGGUUAAGACCUUUGGGGAGAAAAAGGGCCAGAUUUAUGCCUAUGCUGCAUUCCUGAGGAAUCUCGACAUUGCGGUACCUGGUUCCAUAGAGACAAUUGCCAGUGCAAGGGUUCCCAUCCUGAAGUUCGUGGACAAAUUGACUGGUCUGAGGGUUGAUCUGUCCUUUGAUAACAACAGCGGGCUCCUUGCCAACCAGACAUUCGAGCGCUGGAAGGCGGAGUACCCAGCUAUGCCUGCCAUAGUUGCGAUCAUCAAGCAGUUUCUGCUUCUUCGAGGACUGAAUGAGGUUCCAACUGGUGGAUUAGGUGGUUUUUCCAUCAUCUGUCUCGUCGUAAGCCUUCUGCAGCACAUGCCACGGGGCGAGGGCAAUUCCGGACCCAAUCUGGGCAGCAUCCUGAUGGAUUUCUUUGAUUUCUACGGGAACAAAUUCGAUUACACGUCGAUCGGGAUAAGGAUGGAGCCACCUGGUUUCUUCAAUAAGCGCGUGUACGGUGCGAAUGCAGAGAACCGACCCCAGCGGCUUGCUAUAGAGGACCCGAACAACAGGGAUAAUGAUAUAUCCGGAGGAACAAGAGAGAUACGUUUGAUUUUCCAAUGCUUUUCGCAAGCCUUUGACGCUCUUAGGGAUCGGAUGAUUUUGGCGGCAAAGUCUGGAUCGAAGGACAUAACUUUCCUCGAUGCCAUCAUUGCAGGACGUUACGACGAGUACAUCGAGCAACGGAAUCAUCUGCGUUCUAUCUUCGAGAAUGAUCCUAGGUUUGAACCGUAUCGCCGACCACCUUCGCCGCCUCCGCCUCCUCCUCCUGCUGACUCCGACUCGGAGUCUGAGUAUAACCCUCCUGACGUUGUCACUGCGGCUCCUUCUCCACCGCCUCCACCGCAAAUACCACCAGCUCCUCCACAGGGCAAACCCAAGAAUCCCCCGUACAAGCAGCAGAAGAGGCAAAAGAAGCUGCAGGCUAGCCGCGAACGGUCAGCUCGUCUCAAGCGGCUAAGACCAGACAUAGCAGCGCGUGUUCCAGCUUCUGUCAGCGUCGGACAUGCGAUGGUACUUGGAGGGUACAAGACUGUAUCUGAGAUGGACCGCGAUCUUGCGGCUCGAGAAAAGCAGCUCAAGACUCGCUGA
Messenger RNA from Rasamsonia emersonii CBS 393.64, 2112 nucleotides. Its product is annotated as Topoisomerase family protein TRF4. Gene Ontology annotation, cellular component: nucleolus; TRAMP complex. Gene Ontology annotation, biological process: RNA 3'-end processing. Lineage: Eukaryota; Fungi; Ascomycota; Eurotiomycetes; Eurotiales; Trichocomaceae. Gene Ontology annotation, molecular function: mRNA binding; poly(A) RNA polymerase activity. The transcript has 3 exons. The coding region runs from base 1 to 2112 and encodes 703 amino acids. The record is from RefSeq and is a predicted model, not a curated record.